Molecule: messenger RNA, 1551 nt
Organism: Penicillium daleae
Lineage: Eukaryota; Fungi; Ascomycota; Eurotiomycetes; Eurotiales; Aspergillaceae
Product: sugar porter family MFS transporter
Exons: 4
Biological process (GO): carbohydrate transport; transmembrane transport
Cellular component (GO): membrane
Molecular function (GO): carbohydrate:proton symporter activity
Source: RefSeq, a predicted model, not a curated record
UUCUCCAUCUUCCCACGACACCUUGAGAGAUAUUAUUACUCCGCCACCAUGGGACAAGUAGGCUUCCUCAAGAACUCCCGGGUGUAUGUCCUCACCUCGGUCGCCUACCUGGGCUCCUUGCUGUUUGGAUAUGACACCGGUGUUAUGGGCUCAGUCUUGGCCCUGAACAGCUUCAAGAUUGAUUUCGGCCUCCCACUCGGCAAGAGUGGGUUCGCGUCGGACAAGAACUCUCAAGUGUCUUCAAAUGUGGUCAGUCUCUUGACUGCUGGAUGUUUCUUCGGUGCCAUUGCGGCUGCCUUUAUCAAUGAUCGUCUUGGUCGUAGAUACUCGCUCAUGAUCUUCACCCUGAUCUUCAUGGUCGGAGCCGCUGUUCAGGUCGGUGCCAAAAAUGAGAUCGGCAUGAUCUAUGUAUCACCCCCCGUCUUCGUCAGUGAGAACGCGCCCGCUCAAUACCGUGGCCGUAUCGCCGGUCUCUUCCAGGAGUUCCUCGUCAUUGGAAGUACAUUUGCCUACUGGCUGGGCUACGGAGUCGCCCUGCACAUGCCUGCCAACACAAAGCAAUGGCGUGUCCCCGUUGCCAUUCAGCUUAUCCCCGGUGGUCUGAUGUUUAUUGGCCUGUUCUUCCUCAAGGAGUCUGCUCGCUGGCUGAUGAAGCAAGGCCGCCGUGAGGAAGCCAUCCAUUCAUUGGCUUACAUCCGGAACGAGUCCGAGGACAGCGAGGAGGUCCAAAAGGAGAUUGCUGAGAUCUAUGCUGCUAUCGAGGAGGAGACUGCUCUGACUGAGGGUGUCACCUGGAAGGAGUGCCUGCAGAAGAGCAACCGUUACCGAUUCCUCGUGGCCUUCUUUAUGAUGCUCUGCCAGCAAUUCUCUGGAACCAACAGUAUUGGAUACUACGCGCCUCAGAUCUUCCAGUCGGUCGGUAUCAGUAGUUCCAACUCCUCCCUGUUCGCCACCGGUAUCUACGGAACUGUCAAGGUCAUCUCUACCGGUAUCUUCCUGGUCAUUGGUAUUGACCGCUGGGGUCGUAAGCGCAGUCUGAUGGGCGGUGCUGCAUGGAUGGCCGUGAUGAUGUUCAUCAUUGGCGCUGUGCUGGCUACUCACCCGCCUGACACCAGCUCUACUGUUGUCUCCCAGGCCUCCAUUGCCAUGGUGACCAUGAUCUAUCUCUACGUUAUUGGUUACUCCUUCUCUUGGGGCCCUACCCCUUGGGUGUACCUCGGCGAGAUCUUCCCUACUCGCCUUCGCUCAUACGGUGUCGGUCUCGGAGCUGCCACUCAAUGGCUGUUCAACUUCGUCAUUACUGAGAUUACUCCUCGUGCCAUCCACAGCAUUGGCUGGAAGACCUUCAUCAUGUUCGGCGUCUUCUGCACUGCCAAUGGAGUCUUUGUCACUCUCUUCGUGAAAGAAACCAAGGGCCGGACCCUGGAGGACAUGGAUUUGAUCUUCGGUUCCAUUACUGAGGAACAGCGUCGUGCGGAUGUGGAGAACACUUUGCACAAGAACGAGUUUCAGCAUGCAGAGCAUGUGGAGGAGACUGCUGAUCGCAGAUGA